Messenger RNA from Caenorhabditis elegans, 1438 nucleotides. RefSeq names its product Zinc transporter ZIP9 (gene zipt-9). Gene Ontology annotation, cellular component: endomembrane system; Golgi membrane; membrane. The record is from RefSeq and is marked reviewed. Gene Ontology annotation, molecular function: metal ion transmembrane transporter activity. Gene Ontology annotation, biological process: transmembrane transport; zinc ion transport; metal ion transport. Lineage: Eukaryota; Metazoa; Nematoda; Chromadorea; Rhabditida; Rhabditidae.
ACAAUGGAGGGGGUAAGUUUCCUCUUGGUGCUCUCAUCGGCAAUGUUUUUUGGCAGCUACAUGGCCGGCUCGAUACCUUUGAUGUUCAGUUUAUCUGAAUCUCGAAUUCGAUUAGUGAGUAUAUUCGGCGCUGGACUGCUCGUUGGAACUGCGCUUUCGGUUAUUAUUCCAGAAGGAAUUGAAGCUUUGUAUGGAGCACAGUGUGGCGCUGUCCAUCAACACAACCAUCACGACCAUAUAAAUCCGGUUGUAUCACCUGAAGGAGCGAUUGUGAAUCCAGCUGAAGCAAAGCAAAUUCUAGAAAAUGCGAAGGAUAAAGAGGAUAACUUACCAAGAAUUAUACCAAAAAAUGCAGUUUUAAACGAAGCAAUAGGAAGAGUUGUUCGUUCACCGCCAGCUUCGCCGGACACUCCAAGUCGCAAGAAACGAGAUGUUUUAGUUGAAACACAUUCGAACAACGAACACGACGAAAAAGAGCACGAAGAGAAGCAGCAUUCACAUGGAAAUAUCCACGCACAAAUAGGAUAUUCACUAGUUUUGGGAUUUGUACUCAUGCUUCUUGUUGAUCAAAUUGGAAGUGUCACGGUGGCAAGAAAUGAUAGAGCAGGGAGAAGCCGAAUUGGAAUCUCUGCCACAAUUGGGCUCGUGGUACACGCUGCAGCGGACGGUGUCGCAUUAGGAAGUGCUUCAGUCAUCAACAAAUCCGAUGUUCAAAUAAUUGUUUUUGUUGCUAUAAUGCUUCACAAAGCACCCGCUGCAUUCGGACUUGUCUCAUUUUUAUUAAUGGAAUCGAUUGAUCGACGAGCAAUUCGCAAACAUCUCGUUGUGUUUUCAGCUGCUGCACCACUUGCCGCACUCGUCACAUUUGUAUUAAUUAUGCAGAUGGGUGAAUCAAUGCGAUCAGAAUCAUCAACAGGUGUAUUAAUGCUCUUCUCAGCUGGCACAUUCCUCUACGUGGCUACAGUACAUGUGCUACCAGAAUUAGCUAACAACAAGCAGACAGAGUAUUCUCUUGUCGUGGAUGCAACUGCACCAUCUUCAAUAGGACAUUCUCAUUCAUCUGGAGCAAGUUACACGAUCAAAGAGCUUCUGUUAAUAAUUGGAGGAGCCGUCGUCCCCGCAAUUCUAGCUUCUGGUCACUCUCAUUGAGCAUUUGAAUAGUAUUUUCAUCCGUGUGUUUGUGUAUGUAGGCUUUAUCAUCAUCACAGAGUUUAUCAACAUUAUCACUUAUCAAUGUUAUCCGCGUUUCAUUGUGAUUAAUAUCUCUUACUUUCCUUUCUAGCUGUUUUUCUUGUCUGUUUUCCUUUCCCCACUUCUGUUUCUCUGCUUAUGGGUAUUUGGCUACUUUCCUGUACAUACAAACUAUUUAGCAUUUCUUUCAAUAUAGAAUGUACCAUUUUUCUUAAUUUAUUACGCCACAAUUACCAGGUUACCAUUA